AUGGUGCAGCAGACGAACAACGCGGAGAACACGGAAGCGCUCCUGGCCGGCGAGACCUCCGACUCUGGGGCCAGCAUCGAGCUAGGCAUCGCCUCUUCCCCGACGCCGGGUUCCACCGCCUCCACCGGAGGCAAGGCGGAUGACCCGAGCUGGUGCAAGACCCCCAGCGGGCACAUCAAGCGGCCCAUGAACGCUUUCAUGGUGUGGUCUCAGAUCGAGAGGCGGAAGAUCAUGGAGCAAUCUCCAGACAUGCACAACGCCGAGAUCUCCAAGCGGCUGGGCAAGCGAUGGAAGUUACUCAAGGACAGCGACAAGAUCCCUUUCAUUCGGGAGGCGGAGCGGCUGCGCCUCAAGCACAUGGCAGACUACCCAGACUACAAGUACCGGCCCAGGAAGAAGGUGAAAUCGGGUAACGCCAGCUCCAGCUCCUCCUCCACCUCCUCCUCGUCCUCCUCCAAGCCCGGGGAGAAAGGAGACAAGGUCGGCGGCAGCGGUGGUGGCGGCGGCGGUAACGGCAGCGGCUGCAGCAGCUCGGGAGGCGGGGGAGGCGGCGGCGUCGGUGGCAGCAGCAGUAGCAGCAGCGCCAACUCCAAACCCGCGCUGAAAAAGAGCUGCGGCUCCAAGCUGUCCGGCAGCGGCGGCGGCGCGGGUGGCGGGGGCGGCAAACCUCAAGCCAAGCUGAUCCUGGGAGGCAACGGCGGCGGGAGCAGCAAACCCUCAGCCUCUUCUUCGUCCUCCUUCUCCCCAGAGCAGACGGUGGCGGCCGCUGCCCUACUCCCCCUGGGGGCCCCUGCUGACCACCACUCUCUCUACAAGUCCAGGACUACCAGCACCUCUUCCACUUCUUCCUCUGCUUCUUCCUCCUCUUCCCCUUCCUCGACCUCCUCCUCUUCCUCGGCCUCCUCCUCUCUCUCGGCCUCCAGCAAACAUCUGGCCGAGAAGAAGCUGAAGCGUGUGUACAUGUUCGGCCUCACCUCCUCUUCCCCCGUGAGCGGGGCCGUGCCAGCCAGCCCCAGCCUGAGUGGGGGCCAGGAGACCAGCGACGCGGGCAGCUUGUAUGAGGAGGGAGGUGCGGGCUGCCCGCCCGACGGGCACAACCUUCGCGGCAGCGCCGCCUCAUCCCCAGACGAUGGCGGCUCCCCUGCAGACCACCGCAGCUACACCAGCCUGCGGGCCGCUUCGCCCACUCCCUCCACGGCGCACUCCCAUUCCUCCUCUUCUUCGUCCUCCUCCCAUUCCUCCUCGUCCUCCUCGGGCUCCUCUUCUUCGGAUGAGGAGUUUGAUGACGACCUGCUCGACCUGAACCCCAGCCCAAGUUUUGAGAGUAUGUCUCUGGGAAGCUUCAGCUCCACCUCCGUGCUGGACCGGGACCUGGAUUUUAACUUCGAGCCUGGCUCGGGCUCACAUUUUGAAUUCCCGGACUACUGCACGCCAGAGGUAAGUGAGAUGAUCUCGGGGGACUGGCUAGAGUCCAGCAUCUCCAACCUGGUCUUCACUUACUGAAGAGAGCGAGCAAGAGAGAAGAGGGACGGGAGGAAAAAAAAAAUUUUUUUAAAGGAGAGACAGAGAGGAGAGGAAAAAAAAAAGAAGACGCAAAGGAGAAAUGGAUAAUGGAAAGGGAGGACAAAAGGAAAAAAGAAGUGAGAAGGGGAAAGAUUUCGCACACCCACGCCCACUUAACAAGUUACUGUAUCCAGAGGAGUGAGUGAUUUCUCUGCCAGCUGGGUGCGUUUUGGGGGGCGGGGGCGGUGUUCCUCACCCCCAUUUUGACACCGCAUCCCCCCCUCAAGCCCCCGGGUUCGUAAAACAGACUUGUUCGAAAAGAUUGAAAAGGGGGACCUGGAAGGAUCAGGGUGGAAAGGAUCGUACUUUUGUUAAAACUACGUUUCCUCCCCCGGCUUGAAGAGACACCCACACUGCUACCCCCCCCCCCCCAACCAACCCACACAAACAAACGGACACUUCCGGACGUCUCACCCCCAGGGAAAAAAAAAAAGCCCGGUUGCUUUUCCAUAGACUGCUUGGAGUCGCUCCCCAUUCCUCCCCACCUUUUUUGUGUGUGUGUGUGUGUGUGUUUUUUUUUUUUUUUUUUUUCCUUUUUAAGAGGAGAGAAAGAGAUAAAAUCCUACACACCUCGGGGGCGAGUUUUUUUUUUUUCGGCCCACUUCAUCUGAAGAAGGAAGAAAUACUACAUUGUGUUGUAUUUUUCGCAUAGUUACGGUUUUUUUUUUUUCUUUUUUCUUUCCUUGAAAGAUCCGGACUGGUAGGGGGUGAUUUUGCGCGCCCGCGCAUGCAAGCCAGAA
This is a messenger RNA of Gracilinanus agilis (Agile Gracile Mouse Opossum), 2303 nucleotides long. It is a transcript of the gene SOX4, whose product is annotated as SRY-box transcription factor 4. Gene Ontology annotation, biological process: anatomical structure morphogenesis; positive regulation of transcription by RNA polymerase II; cell differentiation. Lineage: Eukaryota; Metazoa; Chordata; Mammalia; Didelphimorphia; Didelphidae. The coding region runs from base 1 to 1503 and encodes 500 amino acids. The transcript has a single exon. The record is from RefSeq and is a predicted model, not a curated record. Gene Ontology annotation, molecular function: DNA-binding transcription activator activity, RNA polymerase II-specific; RNA polymerase II cis-regulatory region sequence-specific DNA binding.